AUGGCUAGCAGAUUCACCUCCACCGUCAAAGCUUCUCACCAAGAAGAGGAGGAACUUCUCAAGCAACAACGUUCUAGACGUCCUGUCCUGCCUCAUCUUACCAUCUACCAGCCUCAGCUCACAGCUAUUUUGUCCUCUUUCCACAGAAUCACUGGUGUGGCUAUGGGAGGUGCUUUCUAUGCGCUUACAAUUUCCUACGCUGCCACCUCUCUUUUAAGCAUUCCAUUUGACUCUGCUGCCAUUGUUUCCACUGUUGCUGCUCUUCCUGUUGCUGUUAAGGUUCUUGGAAAGGCUGCUAUGGCUUAUCCUUUCGUGUUCCACGCUGCCAACGGUGUCAGACAUCUUAUCUGGGACUUUGGUAAGGAAUUGACCAUUCCUGGUGUGUACAGAACUGGUUACGCUGUUUUGGCCGCUACUGCCGUUGUUGGCUCUUACUUCUUGUUGUGGUAA
This is a messenger RNA of Australozyma saopauloensis, 450 nucleotides long. Its product is annotated as succinate dehydrogenase cytochrome b subunit SDH3. The record is from RefSeq and is a predicted model, not a curated record. The transcript has a single exon. Bases 1 to 450 code for a protein of 149 amino acids. Gene Ontology annotation, cellular component: membrane. Gene Ontology annotation, biological process: tricarboxylic acid cycle; mitochondrial electron transport, succinate to ubiquinone. Lineage: Eukaryota; Fungi; Ascomycota; Pichiomycetes; Serinales; Metschnikowiaceae. Gene Ontology annotation, molecular function: oxidoreductase activity, acting on the CH-CH group of donors; electron transfer activity.